CUCCCGGGAAACUUCCAUACUCAACUGGGUAAUCACCCACUCUUUUCCCGCCACCGAUCUAUUUUCCGUCCAAAUUCGACAAGGACUGUCUUCCUCCCUCUUGAAACAAGAAAAAUUCCAGAACAAGCGUCAGACAAGUAUAAAUACUUUAACCAAACAAUGAAAUCCAUAUAUUUCUCCUUCGCAACCGCAACGGCAACCAUCUCGAAUUCCGAUGACCUUCGUAGGUCGCAAGCACGUAUCCCUCAGUCAGUUCCAACCCCUAAUUUUCCUCUCAAAAGAACCCAGCGUUCGCUCAUUAUUCUAAGAUCACAGUCUUCUUCGGAGACACGAGGGAAUCAGCAAGGACAAGACCCAGAAACCCUAGUUCAAGACCUGAGAGUUCCGGACCACUGGUUACUCCCUUCCAAGGCCUUGGAGGAAUCAGAAUGGCUCAGGGUUACCCUGCAUAAAUGGUUGGAUGAUGAAUACUGCCCAGAGGAAACAAAUGUGGAGAUCAGCAAGGUUGCUGCCCGGUCGUACUAUGAAUCUUUGUUAGAGAAACAAACGGACAUCGGUGAGAUCCUUUUGAAGAUGGCUAGAGAACUAGAAUCCAUUUCUUAUCAGGAAAGCUUCCAUGGGGCAUUCUUCAGCAAUGCUGCAGUUAACUUAAUUAUUCAACGGAUAGAGCAGCAGUAGGUUGAGUUCUUGACCGGUUGAAGGGUCUGAAGAGUGCUCGGUAUUUACUGUUUCAACUUGUUAGUGCUUUGAAUUGUUUUUCUCUUUAAUUGUGCAUCAUUCAUGUAAUGUCCACUCUGUACUCUGUCUAACACUUUCUGAGAAUUGAGUAUCUGUUGUACCCACAAGGCUACAACUCUUGAUUGUUUUACUGCAGAAAAUCUGCGAAUGGUAUAGAAACAUAACAAAAGUUGAAUGCACGUUGAAGAAAUUUUUUAGUUGUUAAUGUAUUCCAUCUUCUAUAGUA
This is a messenger RNA of Theobroma umbraticum, 964 nucleotides long. Its product is annotated as plant/protein. Lineage: Eukaryota; Viridiplantae; Streptophyta; Magnoliopsida; Malvales; Malvaceae. The record is from RefSeq and is a predicted model, not a curated record.